CUUAUCAACUCCAUGCUUGCCUCUGUUUGUUUUUAUUCUGAAGUUCGCUCCCUCAUUUUGCAAUAACCCACAGGGUGCUGGGUGUUGCUCAGCCGUGCCUCAAUGAAGGAUCUUCAUUCAACACCUUUCCCUUCCCAUCACACCAGUCAGUGCGACUCCUGCGUCUUCCAGCAGCAUUCACUACGUAGUCCAGACUUUAGUCAAGCCUUGGUUGGCGGUCAGAAAGGCUACCAGACCUACCGGGACCUACCAUGGGAUCUUCAAAAAAUUCACCAGCCAGCCAUCAAAAUAAGACAUUUUGAGCCCUGGAAAAUUGCUCUAAUUGUUAUUGGAGCAGCAGUGGCAGCAGCUAUCACCAUUGGUCUUCUAGCUUAUUUUUUGGCAUAUGAUCAGAAGCUGUUCUAUUACAGUGCCAACAUAAAAAUCACCAACAUCCGGUACAACAAUGAAUUGUCCAGACAGUCCUCAGGAAGGUUUAGAGACCUGAGUGAGAGGGUUGAGAGACUGAUCGACAAGACAUUUUACAAUUCCAUUUUAAGGAAAAAAUACAUCCGUUCACGCUUAAUCAGAGUGAGCCCAGAUGCUGAUGGUGUCAUGGCAGAGGCUUUGCUCACAUUCUGGUUCUCAUCCACGGAUUCUAGAGAAGCACUGCGAGAAAAAGUUGAGAGGAUCUUACGGAGGGGUCUGAAAAAAUACACAGGGCCUCUGCGGAUAAAUGUCAGAUCUUCCACCAUCUCAAAUAUGGAGACAAAAAGAGCAGAAGCCCUCUUCAAUGACAUCUGCGGGUUACGACAGAAUAGGUCAGUCAAGUCAAUGGCAAAAUCAUCAUCACUGCGAAUAGUCGGUGGACUGUCUUCUGCAGAGACUGGGGACUGGCCGUGGCAAGCUAGCUUGCAGUACAAUAAUAUCCAUCGCUGUGGUGCAACACUCAUCAGCAAUACCUGGCUUGUAUCUGCAGCUCACUGCUUCAGAGACAUGGGUCACCCUCAGGAGUGGACUGCUACUUUUGGAGCUCUUUUGAAGCCACCAAGCAUGAAACGCUCAAUCAAGACUAUUAUAAUUCAUGAAAUGUACCAGUACCCAGAACAUGAUUAUGACAUUGCACUUGUGCAGCUCUCGAAACGAGUUGAGUUUACAAGUAGCGUACACCGUGUCUGUCUACCUGAGCCAUCUCAGACUUUUCUGUACAAUACUUACGCUGUCAUCACAGGCUGGGGAGCACUUACCAAUGACGGUCCAGCUCCAAAUGCUCUUCAGGAAGCAACAGUGAAACUUAUUGACUCAAAGACUUGCAACAGAAAAGAAGUGUACGAUGGGGACAUAACACCUAGGAUGCUGUGUGCUGGAUACUUGGAAGGAGGGGUAGAUGCUUGUCAGGGUGACUCUGGGGGACCACUAGUUACUCCAGACUCUAGGCUGAUGUGGUACCUCGUGGGAAUAGUGAGCUGGGGAGACGAAUGUGCCAAACCAAAUAAACCUGGAGUUUACACACGAGUGACUUAUUUCCGUGAGUGGAUUACCUUGAAAACUGGCAUCUAAUUCCAAAAUCAAAAAUGGAUUUAACUACAUGGACUACAUGUAACUCAUAUUUGUCUGUAAUUCUAAAAGGUUAUUUUUUCGGUAUAUAUAUUCCUAUGUAGUUUUGGUUAAAGCAAACUUCACUCACAGCAAGCACUAUCUUUGCUGUCAGAGAUCCUAACCCCUUGUGAAUUUAUACUGAACAUAUCAGAUAGCAUGCCUCAUCUUUGAGCCUUGAAAUAUUCUCACUUAUCAGAAAUUACAACCUGAUGUCAUUAAAAUAACAUUUAAAAGCUACUAGUUUUACCUGUGUUAUAAAUACAAGCAUUUUCCAGGAAAAAAAAAGAGAAUUUUUAAUUCAGCCAUGGCCAAGGUCUGAAGCUCAACCUUCUUCCUCCAGUGAAGCAGAUUCUGGCACAGCUGUGUUUCUAGAAAAAGUGAAUCCCUGAUUAUUAAUAUUGUUAGAGAUUAUCAUCUGCACAGACUGCAGCCAAGACCCUGCAUGUUCACUCUGCUCGAUGUUCUUGAUCACUAAUGGUGGAUCAGUCAGGAUCGAGGGUAGGUCCUAGCUAAGGAAAAGGAGGAUUUCUGUGCCUGCAGUAAGUUGGAAGUGAUAAGAGUAAAGCUUGGUGUUCUUCUUUUGAAGCACACUUUUAAUGGGAAUUUUUUUCUGGAUUCUGUGAGGUUCAAAGUACUUGAAAGUGCUGUUGUGGAAGUGCUUUAUCACAAUACUGUACUGCUACCUCUAUACCAGAUGGCUUAUAGAUCUAGUCUGUUCAACUCACAGUACGCUUAAGAUACAGAAAGACAAGCUCCACCCAGAUUUCUUUGUAACAAGUGUGUCCUCAUGAACAACCUCCCUGGAAGAAAACCCAGCAUUUAAAUUUGUGCUAAAGGAAAAAUAAGUAUUUACCACCAGUGAAGUGGAAACAACUUUUUUCAUUCAAGAGAUAGCGUGCUUUUUCACGGCAUGCCAGCCAGCGGAAACCAUCUCACUGCAAUGAAAGCAGUUAGUGACACUGUCGUGCUUCACUGAUGGAUUCAUUUCUUCAUGAAUUAAUAUGAUCGUGUCUUAUGAGGCUGAAGAGUAAUUUUAUAUUAAAUAACAGUCCCAAUAAGAACUUCAGAGUAAACGUGAUCCUUAUAUACCAAUUAAGCACUUUUCCUACCUCUGUUCAUGACAUGGAUUGCUGGUGGAGGGGGUUCCAGUGGCAUGACUAUUACUGUCCCCUAAAGCCCAGGCUUUCAAUAUGAGGAUCCAAAAUGUCACUCCAGUACUAUCUCCUGCAGUCUUUGAAUGCCAAUUAGAAUGUUUAGGCUGUGAACGCAGGACUCACAAGAGUCUGUAGUAGACAUGAAAAAAGCUGCAAGCCCCACAGCUGAACCUGCUACAGUUGAAAAUUGCUCUGAAGCAUCCUGCCUCCCCUUCUACUCAGGACAGGGUCUGUCCUCAGCCUUCCGACUGUGCAAGUUCUCCAACAAUCA
This is a messenger RNA of Pezoporus flaviventris, 3003 nucleotides long. RefSeq names its product transmembrane protease serine 11E-like. Gene Ontology annotation, molecular function: serine-type endopeptidase activity. Lineage: Eukaryota; Metazoa; Chordata; Aves; Psittaciformes; Psittacidae. Gene Ontology annotation, biological process: proteolysis. The transcript has 10 exons. The record is from RefSeq and is a predicted model, not a curated record. The coding region runs from base 103 to 1539 and encodes 478 amino acids.